CCCUGGAUUUCUAAGCAAUGCCAUGUCUCUGUAGUGACGAUGCAAUCCUGGAAAGACUAUUUUUGCAAGCCUUGUAGUGCUGCUGUCACCUCUCCGCAGGAGGACAUGGAAUACAGGAUGGGAAACUGCAUUGGAGUCGCACGCAGCCAGGCUGCAGUACACACUGACAAGGUGAGCUCAGUGAACGAGAAAUCUAGUGGUGCAGAGAACGGAUUGGUCCACACAGAUUCAGCCACAGCUGAACUACAGGUGUCUGCUGACGAAGAAGAUAAGGAGCGAAGAAAAGAAGAGGAGGACAAAGAGGAGCUAGAAUUUCCUCAUGACCUGCUGCCCAGCAUAGACCUCAGCACUGAGCUCAAUCUGACCUGGGGAACCUCACUUGGACUUUUUGAGACACUCAGUUCUCCUCAAGUUGAACUAGAAUUCCAAACCCCCACUGAGGAGAUUUUUCCCCCUGUGACUGAGGAGAGUUUUCCACCUGCUACAGAGCAGCCAGAAGAGCCACCAGGCUGCAGGUCCCCCCAGACAGAAGUUGCUGAGAGGAGUGUGUCUGUACCCUCUUCCCCAUCACCCCGACCACAGCAAGCUAUCACUCCUGCCCUCCUUGCCCACCUACUCCAGGACACAGUUGAGUUCACCACCCCGCCCCCUACUCCUCCAGAGAGGGCUCCUUCUGAACCUCAAACACUUCCUUCGGCUCCUUCUCCUUCUGAUUUUCCUGAGACUCCUCCUGCUGCUCCUCUACCUCAUCCAAUUCAAGAGCUCCAGCAUUGUGAACCUCCAGCCAGGAGCUCAGACUCAGACGGAGCGUUCGAAACCCCUGAGUCUACUACCCCUGUGAAGUCUGCUUCCCCACCAGUGCCCGCAUUAGAGCCUCCUGGCACCAGCUUAGAGUCGUUGUCUUUAGGACAAACAGUUUCUUCCACCGUUGACCCCACUGCCAGUGAAGCUAAAGACCCAUUACUUGUUCAACCUCCUAGUCGAUCUCAAUCUGCUGUCUUUGAUGAGGACCAACCAAUAGCUGCCAGCGGCACCUACAACCUUGACUACUUAAUUGCUACCGACCCCUUCCCAGAAUCAAAUUUAGGGUCUGGGCCGCCUAGCCGAGAGGGUCGUGCUCCUCUUACCCGCUCACUAAGCCUACAGUCUGGUGACUUAGAGAGCCCAGGAGACAAAUCCUCAGGAGAUACGUCUGACAAACCCUUUCACCCACGAACAGAGUCCUUCAGCAUAGGAACCGAAAGUGCUCCAGGAACCCUCUGCAAAGCAAAGAAGCCCCAUCCAGCUUCUUUAAAGAAGGAGCCUCUUUCAAGGCAGAACUCAAAUCCAGAGAGCUCCUCAUGCAAACCUGCUUCUUCAAGCAGCACACCGGAAGAGAAAAAGAGGGGGAAACCCCAUGCUGAAAGCCCCUUGAAAACUCAAGAGAGGGACGGUGCUUCACCCAGCCCUAGUCCUAGCCCUGCUGGUACCUUAAAGAGGAACAGGUUAAAAUCUCGAGUGGAGAGUCCUCCACCUUUGGCUGAGGAGAUCACACCUACUCUUGCCUCAAUAUCAGCUCAGCUCCAAGCAGAGGUUCCUGAUUCAGUACCUGAGACCCCAGUUGUCCCUGACGAGGAAUCUCCUAUCCCUCCCAGUGCCUCCUACAAAUGGAAUCCAGACAACUUUGAGAACAUUGAUCCGUUCCAUACGGGAGGCAGUAAAGUUGCUAACUCGCCAUUCUUGGACAGGAAAGCUGAAUUUACAUCACUUUCAGACUCCCUUCAAAGCACCUCUGUUGCUGUAGAGGAGCCCUGUGCCCCUUCCCCUACAGAGCAACCCCUCAGCAUCGAGGAACAGUCAAUCGUAAAGCGACAACCAGUCAGACUGGAGUUUGACUAUUCAGAGGACAGUGGAGAGGUGCCACGCAACACCCCUCCACCCAAAAAACUGGGCAAGAAGCCAGGAGCCAAGAUGCCCAUUAGAAAGCCAAAACUGGGGAUUAAGAAGGCCCCUCCACCUCAAACAGAGCAGCUAGACAAUGCACCUGUCAAACAGCUUUCAAAUGACAAUGAUGAUAUCCCUAUCCCCAAAGCAUCGUAUAACUUUGACCCAAGCAAGUGGGAUGACCCAAAUUUCAAUCCAUUUUCUUCGAACUGCGGCAUCCCCAAAUCUCCUCGCCUGUCUAGAGGAACUUAUAGCUUUGAUCCAAACUCUUUUGAUGACUCUGUCGAUCCCUUCAAACCAUCCAAAAAGAUGGGGAACUCACCUCCAAAGUCUGGCUCUUUUGACCUGUCCACCAAUGACAAUGACAAUGAUAACAUUGUUGAUUUGGAGGACCACAACAAGAACAAACCUGCCAAAAUUAAGAAGAAGCCUCUUAAAUCUAACACUUUUAGAGUGAAGAAGUCGCCAAAGAGGUCUCCGAUUACUGAGCAGUCUGCACAAUGUUGUCCUGUGUGUUCUCCACUCUCGCCCUCCACCUCACACACACAUCAUCACCUGCAGGAACACACACCCGACGCCAGUCCUGACCCUUCACAGGAUCACGCCACUGACGAGGAGAAACUGGCCUCCUCCACCAAUCAGAAAUGGGCAACUCGACAUGACGUGGAGGUGGAGCUGAACUCUGAUCCUCAAGAUUUUCCCCAGCCAUCUGACUUUACAGCUUUUGUCAACAAGAACAGUUUACCCUCACAAAAUGAUGUUACAGACUAUGAGAUUGAGUACAUGGAAAAGAUUGGCUCCUCUGCACCUCCUCUUUCAAUGAAGAAGCCCUCACUUUACCUAAAGCUGGACUCUGUGAAUGACAGUCCAAAGAAGAUCACUAGCAUGCAUGAUUCAGAGCCUAACUCCCCUUGCACUGGGAGCUUUGAGGAGAUGGAGGCUCAGCUCUCACAAGGAAAAUCAUCUGUUCUGCCAUCACAUGGCACUCGUGAGCCCUUGGCCUCAGAGAAAAGCAGAAAGAGGGAGAGUCGAGCGCAGAGCAAUGAGAGAGAUGGAGUGACAUCCCCCAUUCCUCGUGUCCCUCUCCUGCUCUCGGUCCCAUCACAGUCCCUUGUCCAGGGCCCCAUGGACCCCUCUGAUCUGCCCCUCUUAGACAGGCUGUCUGAUUCAACUGCCCCUCUCAGCUACCUGGAGCCUGACCUGGCAGAGACCAACCCCACUGCCUUCGCUCAAAAACUGCAGUCUUGCUUCAUGAAGCCCAGCCCACGCCGCUGGAAUCUCAACGGUUCUAUCUCAAUGGCUAAAAAGACUGCAGGCAAGUCUGCACAGACAGAUUUCAAACUCUGUCGCAGGACGUCCCAUAUACCACAGCAGAGAGAAAUGGCCUCACCAGGAGACAGUGAAGUUUUGAAGAGCUCUCUCUAUUCUCGAACAGGAUACAGUGAAGGGGAAAGCCCUCAUCUGCCUUGUGACAUGGACCACUCGCUGGGCAUUGCCCGAGAAGAGAUUGUUGUCAAAGAGAAAGAAGCCCUGGAAUGGAAGAGACAGUACGAGGACAGCCGACGGGAAGUGGAGGAAAUGAGAAGGAUAGUUAUGGAAUUUGAAAAGACCAUUGCUGAAAUGAUUGAGGGUGAACACAGGCAGAAGACUCUGUCAGAUCACACUAUCCAGCAGUUAAUUCUGGAGAAGGAUCAGGCUUUGGCUGACCUCAACUCUGUGGAGAAAUCUCUUGCUGAUUUGUUCCGCCGCUACGAGAAGAUGAAAGAUGUCUUGGAAGGCUUCCGCAAGAAUGAGGAAGUGUUGAAGAAAUGCGCUCAGGAGUACUUGUCUCGUGUCCGUAAGGAGGAGCAGCGCUACCAGGCCCUGAAGAUCCACGCUGAGGAGAAACUGGAUAAGGCAAAUGCUGAUAUUGCUCAGGUGAGAGCCAAAGCCAAGCAGGAGCAGGCAGCAUAUCAAGCCAGUCUGAGGAAAGAACAGAUGAAGGUGGACUCACUGGAGCGCACACUGGAACAGAAGAACAAAGAGAUUGAGGAACUGACCAAAAUAUGUGAUGAAUUGAUUGCCAAGAUGGGGAAGAGCUAGCCAUCCAGAGACAUGGUUCUAUCCAUACCACAAUGGGACAAACACAGAUAGCAUGGAAAAAGGAAUUAGAGUAAAGAUUGAGGAGAAAGAUUGUGGGGUUUGGUGUCUUUCUGGUGGACAGAACAAUGAACAUACCAAAUGAGCUUUGUGGAUCUCACACUACUGAUGUCUUCAGAAAACAGGACUAUCCAGGAAUAGGAGAAUACAAUUGAUUCCCGCUGUAAUUACUUCCUCUCUUUUGAUUUAUUAAUGUACUGCAGCUAUCUAUAUUGAGGGUCUUGUGAAAGCAGUCCCCAUCAUUAGAGAGUUUUUUGACAGCCUGAAUAGUUUACAUAGUGAGAGAGAGACAGUAUGUGUUUUAGUGAGUGUGUGGUUAUGAGUGCCAUCGCCAUGACAACUACUGAUGGAGCCGACUGUUAAACUAAUUCCUGUGGUACACUCAACUUGAAAACAGAAAUAGAGAGAAUAUAUCAAUAUAGAAUAUAAAACAGACUAAGUAAUCAUUCAGUUGUCACAAAGUGGUAUGUUUUAGGCCUUGACGGUUUUGUAAAUAAUGAAAAUGACUUGAAUAUAGUAAAGGAACAAAGAUUUUAGCAGAUUUUGAUACUGUUAGAUUGAUCUGCUUCCUUGUGUAUCUUUGUAGAUACUUUUUUGUUUGUUUGUUUGUUUGUUUUAUUGUCUCCUGGAAAACUGAUGUGCGAUUUUUAUUUUUGGAUUUUAUUUUGAUAUAUAAAUGAACCCACUUGCCACUGUCAGUGGUUCAGACUUGAGUUGAUUUAAUCUGAAUGGAUUUGUGUCAUUCCUGCUAUGGCUGAUGUUUCACACAGCUGCAAGAUCUGCCAUUUACACAGGACAUACUUACAGAGUGCAAUAAAAGAUGGCAAUACAACA
Molecule: messenger RNA, 4896 nt
Organism: Myxocyprinus asiaticus (Chinese sucker)
Lineage: Eukaryota; Metazoa; Chordata; Actinopteri; Cypriniformes; Catostomidae
Product: transforming acidic coiled-coil-containing protein 2-like
Exons: 21
Coding region: 40-4005 (1321 amino acids)
Biological process (GO): cerebral cortex development; cell population proliferation; mitotic spindle organization
Cellular component (GO): cytoplasm
Source: RefSeq, a predicted model, not a curated record